ACCCAGAGAAGGUUGGUGGAGAGCCGGGGGGGAACGGGAUGUCCCAGGGGAUACUAAGCAGUCAGCAGCUCUACCCCUGUCCUGUCUGUGGCAAGGUGUUCGGCAGGCAACAGACCCUCUCCAGACACCUGGCUCUACACACAGGUGAGUCCACUAAGCACACGAACACACACACACACACUCCCUUUGCAUCUCUGCGUACAGUUCCCUGUGUGUGUUGUGACAUGUCUUGUCAUUGUUCCCUUGGCGUGUGUCUGUGUGUGUGACUGUGUGUGUGUAAUGCCCUGUAAUAAGUAAAUAAAGUUUAGUAGACUGGAUUACCCUUUCCUUUAAAGAGAUUACCACCAUGAUUAGUCUCAGUGGGAAAACUGCCCGCGUAAUUACCAAGCCAGAAGGCUGCCCUGCGUCCCAGUACACACACACACACACACACACACACACACACACACGGACGGACGCACUCACUGAUGCGCAGACACACACAUACGCGCACACACACCGCUGCCCCCCAGAGUGGAUAGAGCCAGAUGGAUCCAUACACACAGCAUUGGGGCCACACCAUAUCUGAUGCAAAACCACAUACUACUGUGUCUGUACAUGCUUUUAUGCAUAUUAAUACAUAUGCAUACGUACAUAUAAAUACACAUACAGUACCAGUCAAAAGUUUGGACACCUACUCAUUCAAGGGUUUUUCUUCAUUUUUACUAUUUUCUACAUUGUGAAUAAUAGUGAAGACAUCAAAACUAUGAAAUAACACAUAUGGAAUCAUGUAGUAACCAAAAAAGUGUUAAACAAAUCAAAAUAUAUGUUAUAUUUUUUAUUCUUCAAAAUAGCCACCCUUCGCCUUGAUGACAGCUUUGCACACUCUUGACAUUCUCUCAACCAGCUUCACCUGGAAUGCUUUUCCAACAGUCUUGAAGGAGUUUCCACAUAUGCUGAGCACUUGUUGGUUGUUUUUCCUUCACUCUGCGGUCCAACUCAUCCCAAACCAUCUCAAUUGGGUUGAGGUCGGGUGAUUGUGGAGGUCAGGUCAUCUGAUGCAGCACUCCAUCACUCCCCUUCUUGGUUAAAUAGCCCUUACACAGCCUGGAGGUGUGUUGGGUCAUUGUCCUGUUGAAAAACAAAUGAUAGUCCCACUAAGCGCAAACUAGAUGGGAUGGUGUAUUGCUGCAGAAUGCUGUGGUAGCCAUGCUGGUUAAGUGUGCCUUGAAUUCUAAAUAAACCACCAACAGUGUCACCAGCAAAGCACCCCCACACCAUAACACCUCCUCCUCCAUGCUUCACGGUGGGAACCACACAUGCAGAGAUCAUCCGUUCACCUACUCUGCGUCUCACAGACCCGGCGGUUGGAACCAAAAAUCUCAAAUUUGGACUCAUCAGACCAAAGGACAGAUUUCCACCGCUCUAAUGUCCAUUGCUCAUGUUUCUUGGCCCAAGCAAGUAUUUUCUUCUUAUUGGUGUCCUUUAGUAGUGGUUUCUUUGCAGCAACUCAACCAUGAAGGCCUGAUUCACGCAGUCUCCUCUGAACAGUUGAUGUUGAGAUGUGUCUGUUACUUGUACUCUGUGAAGCAUUUAUUUGGGCUGCAAUUUCUGAGGCUGGUAACUGUAAUGAACUUAUCCUCUGCAGCAGAGGUAAGUCUGGGUCUUCCUUUCCUGUGGCGGUCCUCAUGAGAACCAGUUUCAUCAUAGCGCUUGAUGGUUUUUGCGACUGCAACUUUCAAAGUUCUUGAAAUGUUCUGUAUUGACUGACCUUCAUGUCUUAAAGUAAUGAUGGACUGUUGUUUCUCUUUGCUUAUUUGAGCUGUUCUUGCCAUAAUAUGGACUUGGUCUUUUACCAAGUAGGCCUAUCUUCUGUAUACCCCCACUACCUUGUCACAACCCAACUGAUUGGCUCAAACGCAUUAAGAAGGAAAGAAAUUCCACAAAUUAACUUUUAACAAGGCACACCUGUUAAUUUAAAUGCAUUCCAGGUGACUACCUCAUGAAGCUGGUUGAGAGAAUGCCAAGAGUGUGCAAAGCUGUUAUCAAGGCAAAGGGUGGCUACUUUGAAGAAUCUCAAAUAUAAAAUAUAUUUUGAUUUGUUUAACACUUUUUUGGUUACUACGUGAUUCCAUAUGUGUUAUUUCAUAGUUUUGAUGUCUUCACUAUUAUUCUACAAUGUAGAAAAUAGUACAAAUAAAAAGAAAAAACCUUGAAUGAGUAGGUGUGUCCAAACUUUUGACUGGUACUGUAUGAAUAAAUAUUAAUACAUAUAAAUACAUACACUGAGUGUACAGAACAUUAAGAACACCUUCCUAUUAUUGAGUUGCGCCCCCUUUUGCCCUCAGAACAGCCUCAAUUCGUCAGGGUAUGGACUCUACAAGGUGUCGAAAGCAUUCCACAGGGAUGCUGGCCCAUGUUGACCCCAAUGUUUCCCACAGUUGUGUCAAGUUGGCUGGAUGGUGGACCAUUCUUGAUACACACAGGAAACUAUUGAGCGUGAAAAACCCAGCAGCAGUUCUUGACACAAACCGGUGCGCCUGGCACCUACUACCAUACCCUGUUCAAAGGCACUUAAAUAUUUUGUCUUGCCCAUUCACCCUCUGAAUGGCACACAUACACAAUCCAUGUCUCAAUUGUCUCAAGGCUUAAAAAUCCUUCUUUAACCUGUCUCCUCCCCUUCAUCUACACUGAUGGAAGUGGAUUGAACAAGUGACAUCAAUAUGGGAUCAUAGCAUUCACCUGGUCAGUCUAUGUCAUGGAAAGAGCAGGUGUUCAUAAUGUUUUGUUCACUCAGUGUUUAAAGACAUGUGAACACAGCACACACUACUGUCUAAGCGAUCCUUGGGAUGAGACAUCCAAACAGAGGUCCUGAAUCUCAGUGGUUCAGAUCAGAGAUCUCAGCUCCCCUGGCAUUACCACAAGUAUAAGGGUCAUUGCUGUAAAAGAUGAUGCAUUCUCAAUUUUAAUUUUAUUUAAAUUAUUAUUUUUAAUGCACCCACAUUUAUGUAAAAACCUACAUAUUAUUAUGCAUGAAAACUCAUGGUCCACACACACUAAUACAAAACACGCACGCACACACAUACACUCCCCCUGUGAGUGGGUUGUUUGGCUGAGAACAGCUUGGCCACACCACAGAGAGCAGAAACGGGGGCAUAUGUCAUCACGAUGGUUGUUUUUGGUUUACCCAGGCCACACAAAGGUUCCCUGGCUUCAUGUCCUCGGGCCAAAUGUGUGUGUGUGUGCGUUAGUUAGUAGCUGAUGUAAUAGGAUUUGCGUGUGUGUGUGUAUUUGGUCCACUAAGCAGACAUUCUUAUACAGAGGGAUGUACUCAUUGUAUUUGUGGAUACAUGAUGUUUGCGUACGCGUGCGUGUGCCUGCAUGCGUUUGUAUAUGGUGUGCGUAUUACGCAUAAGUGUGUGUACGAAUGUGUGUCCCCGUGUAUGUGUGCCUGUAGACCUACCGCUCUCUCUCUCUCAGACAUUGAGAGUCUGCUCCUGUUGUCUGUCCGUCCGUCCGUCUGUCCUUCCAGAGGAGCGGAAGUAUACGUGUCACCUGUGUCCUUAUGCAGCCAAGUGCCGAGCCAACCUCAACCAACACCUGACCAUCCACUCUGUCAAGCUGGUCAGCACCGACGCAGAGCAGAUGGUCAGCGCCGUCAGCACCGCUGAGGGACGAGACGGGAAGACCUUCCCCUAUUACUACAGGUACUAUUAGACUGAGGUCAGCCUUUGGGGUUUGAUUGGGAACUAAUGAUGUCCUCUCCCCUCUAUAACCUGGUCUGAGGUCAGGCUUUGGGGUUUGAUUCGGAAUUAAUGAUGUCCUAUCCCCUCUAUAACCUGUUCUGAGAUCAGUGUUUAACCAAUCCUUCCCUCUUCCUGUCCAUCCAGCUGCCAUGCGUGUGGUUUCCAGACGGGGCUGAACGCCCAGUUCGUCAGCCACAUGUCUCUCCACGUGGACAAGGAGCAGUGGAUGUUCUCUCUGUGCUGCAGCGCCUGUGACUACGUCUGUGUAGAGGAGAGUGACAUGAAGACCCACGUCAGUCAAGGACACGCAGGUAGAUCAUCUGUCUGCUCAGGCAUAUAUUGUAUAGAGAUGUAUGGAUAUAGUUUUGGUCCACCUCUUGUCCCCGGUGGCAGCAAUAGGAUGAAGUCAGCUUGCACAACCAACUUGAUUGCAUUUAUUUUCCAGCUGAACUUGAUUUUGCUGUCGUCGAGUUGUUCCAAAUUGUAUUGAUUCUCUUCCUGAAGCGUGUAUCUAUCUGCUCACUCGGACUCAUGGGUUUUAAAGCAUUGUUUUGGUGUAAGCAUGGGGUAGAAAGAGGGGGUGGACACCAUUCCUUACACCCAGUCCAUUCCUUUUAAAUCCAUGAGGAGGACUGGAACUGUCUGCAUCUCGGAGCGUAGCCAAAGAAUCCAAACAGAAGGUUUUAUAUUGUAACAAUUUAUUAAAGUCCGUCAUAAAAUACUCACACAAAGCUAUAUUUAGCUUUAUGAAGAGAUGGUACAAACCUUUUUAGAAUGAUUCUUAGAUCAGCAAUAACAUGUUAUAGGGAGGGAGCUGUUGGGGGGAGUAUUGCAGAUUGUGGUGCUACUGCUGACUGCUCGGAGUAGAAAUGGCUAGUUUAGUUUACAGCCGUUUAUAAGAGAGGGAACCAACACCUUCAGUCUCAACACACUGGACUGAAGUGAUAGUAAAGCUUCAUAAAACGAGUCCCUUCCCGGGAGAGAGAGAGAGACAGGAGACUCUGUAACUCUGUAAACUCUCCAAACAGAAACAACUUCCACUUUGAAUAACACAACGAGUAGAUUCUUUCUUUCUUUCCCUCCUUCAACCUUCCCUGGACCACUGGUCCAAAACCCGGCCGGUCGAUAUCGUAUUUUCGUUCAGUAGCGUCUUUGUCCGGUUUAUCGUCCGAUGCUGUUGUCUGUCAUACCCUUUCCAUGGCAGGGUGUGUGGGAUUGUCCGGUAGCGUUGCAGACAGCUGAGGGGUCCUCAUGGAGGCCGGGGAGUGACCUUGUUUAUCUACGAGGGCUGCCCCUUGUCGUGCCGGAGGGGAAGAAAUCAAUAAGGCCCUCUGGUCCUUCAGAGGCGGGCCAGGGUUUACACACACACACACACACACACACACAUACACAUUCUUACCCUCUCUCACACAGACACAAACACAGAGUGGAGAGUCCACAUCCCAGCUUGGCAUUUAGACUAGCCUCCACACACUAGAAAACAUAGCUGCUUAAAACACACCACAGUGGGGCUGUAGAAAAGACUGCUGGGUGUUAUUUGUCAGCUGGUAGUGUUUGGACACGACAUCUCCCCAUGCCAGGCUCCAGACAGAUUUGGAAAUGGCCUAACUCAGCAUGUGUCAGCCACAUGGUCAAGGGGUCAGACUGGUGGCCCCACAGCAGGGAGCCUGGCUGCUGCUAGGGCUAGGAACAGGACAGAGAUACUAUAUGGUGGUACAGUAGGAACAGGACAGAGAUACUGUAUGGUGGUACAGUAGGAACAGGACAGAGAUACUAUAUGGUGGUACAGUAGGAACAGGACAGAGAUACUAUAUGGUGGUACAGUAGGAACAGGACAGAGAUACUAUAUGGUGGUACAGUAGGAACAGGACAGAGAUACUAUAUGGUGGUACAGUAGGAACAGGACAGAGAUACUAUAUGGUGGUACAGUAGGAACAGGACAGAGAUACUGUAUGGUGGUACAGUAGGAACAGGACAGGACAGAGAUACUAUAUGGUGGUACAGUAGGAACAGGACAGGACAGAGAUACUAUAUGGUGGUACAGUAGGAACAGGACAGGGAUACUAUAUGGUGGUACAGUAGGAACAGGACAGAGAUAUUGUAUGGUGGUACAGUAGGAACAGGACAGGACAGAGAUACUAUAUGGUGGUACAGUAGGACCAGGACAGAGAUACUGUAUGGUGGUACAGUAGGAACAGGACAGGACAGAGAUACUAUAUGGUGGUACAGUAGGAACAGGACAGAGAUACUAUAUGGUGGUACAGUAGGAACAGGACAGAUAUACUGUAUGGUGGUACAGUAGGAACAGGACAGAUAUACUAUAUGGUGGUACAGUAGGAACAGGACAGAGAUACUGUAUGGUGGUACAGUAGGAACAGGACAGAGAUACUGUAUGGUGGUACAGUAGGAACAGGACAGAGAUACUGUAUGGUGGUACAGUAGGAACAGGACAGAGAUACUAUAUGGUGGUACAGUAGGAACAGGACAGAGAUACUGUAUGGUGGUACAGUAGGAACAGGACAGGACAGAGAUACUAUAUGGUGGUACAGUAGGGACAGGACAGAUACUGUAUGGUGGUACAGUAGGAACAGGACAGAGAUACUGUAUGGUGGUACAGUAGGACCAGGACAGAGAUACUGUAUGGUGGUACAGUAGGAACAGGACAGAGAUACUGUAUGGUGGUACAGUAGGAACAGGACAGAUAUACUGUAUGGUGGUACAGUAGGAACAGGACAGAUAUACUGUAUGGUGGUACAGUAGGAACAGGACAGAUAUACUGUAUGGUGGUACAGUAGGAACAGGACAGAGAUACUGUAUGGUGGUACAGUAGGAACAGGACAGGACAGAGAUACUGUAUGGUGGUACAGUAGGAACAGGACAGAUAUACUGUAUGGUGGUACAGUAGGAACAGGACAGAGAUACUGUAUGGUGGUACAGUAGGAACAGGACAGAGAUACUAUAUGGUGGUACAGUAGGAACAGGACAGAGAUACUGUAUGGUGGUACAGUAGGAACAGGACAGAGAUACUGUAUGGUGGUACAGUAGGAACAGGACAGGACAGAUAUACUGUAUGGUGGUACAGUAGGAACAGGACAGGACAGAUACUGUAUGGUGGUACAGUAGGAACAGGACAGAGAUACUAUAUGGUGGUACAGUAGGAACAGGACAGAGAUACUGUAUGGUGGUACAGUAGGAACCGGACAGGACAGAUAUACUAUAUGGUGGUACAGUAGGAACAGGACAGAGAUACUAUAUGGUGGUACAGUAGGAACAGGACAGAGAUACUGUAUGGUGGUACAGUAGGAACAGGACAGAGAUACUGUAUGGUGGUACAGUAGGAACAGGACAGGACAGAGAUACUAUAUGGUGGUACAGUAGGAACAGGACAGAGAUACUGUAUGGUGGUACAGUAGGAACAGGACAGAGAUACUAUAUGGUGGUACAGUAGGAACAGGACAGAGAUACUAUAUGGUGGUACAGUAGGAACAGGACAGAGAUACUGUAUGGUGGUACAGUAGGAACAGGACAGAGAUACUAUAUGGUGGUACAGUAGGAACAGGACAGAGAUACUGUAUGGUGGUACAGUAGGAACCGGACAGGACAGAGAUACUGUAUGGUGGUACAGUAGGAACAGGACAGAGAUACUAUAUGGUGGUACAGUAGGAACAGGACAGAGAUACUGUAUGGUGGUACAGUAGGAACAGGACAGAGAUACUGUAUGGUGGUACAGUAGGAACAGGACAGAGAUACUGUAUGGUGGUACAGUAGGAACAGGACAGAGAUACUAUAUGGUGGUACAGUAGGAACAGGACAGAGAUACUGUAUGGUGGUACAGUAGGAACCGGACAGGACAGAGAUACUGUAUGGUGGUACAGUAGGAACCGGACAGGACAGAGAUACUGUAUGGUGGUACAGUAGGAACAGGACAGAGAUACUAUAUGGUGGUACAGUAGGAACAGGACAGAGAUACUGUAUGGUGGUACAGUAGGAACAGGACAGAGAUACUGUAUGGUGGUACAGUAGGAACCGGACAGGACAGAGAUACUGUAUGGUGGUACAGUAGGAACAGGACAGAGAUACUAUAUGGUGGUACAGUAGGAACAGGACAGAGAUACUGUAUGGUGGUACAGUAGGAACAGGACAGAGAUACUGUAUGGUGGUACAGUAGGAACCGGACAGGACAGAGAUACUGUAUGGUGGUACAGUAGGAACAGGACAGAGAUACUAUAUGGUGGUACAGUAGGAACAGGACAGAGAUACUAUAUGGUGGUACAGUAGGAACAGGACAGAUAUACUAUAUGGUGGUACAGUAGGAACAGGACAGAGAUACUAUAUGGUGGUACAGUAGGAACAGGACAGGACAGAGAUACUGUAUGGUGGUACAGUAGGAACAGGACAGAUAUACUAUAUGGUGGUACAGUAGGACCAGGACAGAGAUACUGUAUGGUGGUACAGUAGGAACAGGACAGAUAUACUGUAUGGUGGUACAGUAGGAACAGGACAGAGAUACUAUAUGGUGGUACAGUAGGAACAGGACAGGACAGAGAUACUAUAUGGUGGUACAGUAGGAACAGGACAGAGAUACUGUAUGGUGGUACAGUAGGAACAGGACAGAGAUACUGUAUGGUGGUACAGUAGGAACCGGACAGGACAGAGAUACUGUAUGGUGGUACAGUAGGAACAGGACAGAGAUACUAUAUGGUGGUACAGUAGGAACAGGACAGAGAUACUGUAUGGUGGUACAGUAGGAACAGGACAGAGAUACUGUAUGGUGGUACAGUAGGAACCGGACAGGACAGAGAUACUGUAUGGUGGUACAGUAGGAACAGGACAGAGAUACUAUAUGGUGGUACAGUAGGAACAGGACAGAGAUACUAUAUGGUGGUACAGUAGGAACAGGACAGAUAUACUAUAUGGUGGUACAGUAGGAACAGGACAGAGAUACUAUAUGGUGGUACAGUAGGAACAGGACAGAGAUACUAUAUGGUGGUACAGUAGGAACAGGACAGGACAGAGAUACUGUAUGGUGGUACAGUAGGAACAGGACAGAUAUACUAUAUGGUGGUACAGUAGGACCAGGACAGAGAUACUGUAUGGUGGUACAGUAGGAACAGGACAGAGAUACUGUAUGGUGGUACAGUAGGAUCAGGACAGAGAUACUGUAUGGUGGUACAGUAGGGACAGGACAGAGAUACUGUAUGGUACACAACCAAAACAAACUACAAAUGCAUCCAACAAGUUAGUAGAGUCACAAGCUUGAUGUAGUCAUUGCGUGCUAGAAAUAUGGGACCAAAUACUAAACCUUUAAGUACUUUAAUACACAUAAGUGAAUUUGUCCAAAUACUUAUGACACCUUCAAAUGGGGGGACUAGAUACAUAAAGUGCUUUCAUUUCUAAACGGUGAAACAGAUAUGUAUGAAAAUACCCUCAAAUAAAAGGUGACAUUCUGUACUGUCGCAUCAUAUAAAACACUUGAUCUCAAAUCCAAAAUGCUGGAGUAUAGAGCCAAAUUCUAAGUUUCAGCUUCACUGUCCAAAUAAAUACGUAGAGGAGGGUAACUAUAGUUCACAACGUUUCCACACUCGUAAAAAGUGAAGUGCGUUUGACUGUAUACAUUCUUCAAUAGCGUCUUGGACCUUGGAAAAAGAGCUAACAGGGAAUAUGCCAACAGGGAUGAUAAAUAAUGUGGUUUCCUGACGUAUUCAAGGGACAUGUACUCCUCGAAUGUUCAGAGCAUGAUGUACUCUAUAGCUCCAUUAGAUAGUGGAGUGGUGAGUCUCAUUUUGUCUUUUGAGUUAAAAGCGAGACAAUGCUAUUUCACUCUCUGCUUUCUGCGUUUCUGUACCUGCAUACUCUGCUUUCUGCAUUUCUAUACCUGCAUUCUCUCAUUCUCACAGUCAAGGAUGAAAGUGUGUCUUUGAAUGCAUCUGUGUGAAUGCCUCAGUGUGUUUGUGCCUAUGACGUGUGCUUACACACAUACAAGUGUGUUUGAGGUAGCUGGCGUCGGCCAUUUCACAAUCCAUGGCAGCCAGCAGCCCUAUGCUCCUGCUCCUCCCUCCUCUCCUUCUCCCUGACUGAAUGCCCUUUGUUGAGCUGUGCCCUGAGUUGCUCCCGCCAUCUUAGCUCCCUUAGCCGUGACCCUCCUCCUCCCCUCUUCUCUCUCGUAGUCUCUUUCUCUAUCCCAGUGAAGUACGGUCAGAGGGAGAGAGAGAGAGAGAGACACACCGAGAGAGAGAGAGGGGGACAGAGAGGGAGAUCAAUAAAAGCACACUGGCUGUUGAUUGAACUGGCAGUGGGGCUCCAGUCAGAGGACAUGGCACUGAAGCUGAGCCGGCCUGCCUGCAGUGUGUGUGAUUUUCAUUUUGUAGUCAACACACUGUGUAGUUUUUACUGUAGUUUAGUGCUUUUCCUCCUUUUAUAGGCUUGAGGUACCCUGUCUGAUGUUGAGAAAGCACUUAUGAUGACUGUGGCAGUGCUGGUAGUGACAGAAUUGCAGCAUUAUUACUUAAUCACUCAGGAGAUUCAGGAAGGAAAGUGAAAUGUAAUUACAAUGGUUAAUUUUAUGAAUCACCCCAACUAUCGAUGAGGAUGAUGAUAACAAUGAUGUUGAUGAUGAUUGACCCUACCUCCUAGGUCUGAACUCGCGGAGCCCCCUCAGUGAGACCAAGAGCACCUCCUCCUCCCUGUCGGCCCUCAGCGAUUCGCUCAACAGUUCAGAGGGUGGGGAACUCACCCACGGCAAUGAGGAGCUCAAGAACCUGCUAGCCCCUCCCUCCUCUGCAGGCAGCCAAUCCAGCUCCAGCAGCCACUCGGGAUCAGGAACUGAAGAGAAGUCUGAGAAAGGCAAGGAAUUCUGGGAUGUA
Molecule: messenger RNA, 10588 nt
Organism: Coregonus sp. 'balchen'
Lineage: Eukaryota; Metazoa; Chordata; Actinopteri; Salmoniformes; Salmonidae
Source: the annotation of a GenBank genome assembly